Erinaceus europaeus (western European hedgehog) is the source of this 3074-nucleotide messenger RNA. RefSeq names its product major vault protein (gene MVP). The record is from RefSeq and is a predicted model, not a curated record. Lineage: Eukaryota; Metazoa; Chordata; Mammalia; Eulipotyphla; Erinaceidae. Bases 184 to 2847 code for a protein of 887 amino acids. Gene Ontology annotation, cellular component: cytoplasm; nucleus. The transcript has 15 exons.
CUGGAGCAGGGUAAAAGCCUUCCCGCAUCCUGGGCCAGUCUCACAGGCAGCCACGCUCCUGAGCAGUGCGUGGAAACUCAGCCAGCCAGCGCCUUCCAGCCCUGCCCCAGUCCGGCUUUGGCUCGCGGAGACCCCUUUUUAGUGUGAAGAAGGGGGCGGACACUUGAACUCGCAGGCAUCACCAUGGCAACCGAGGAGUCCAUCAUCCGCAUCCCCCCUUACCACUAUAUCCAUGUGCUGGACCAGAACAGCAACGUGUCCCGUGUGGAAGUGGGGCCCAAGACCUACAUCCGGCAGGACAAUGAAAGAGUCCUGUUUGCGCCCUUGCGGAUGGUCACUGUCCCCCCGCGCCACUACUGCAUGGUGGCCAACCCCGUGUACCGAGAUGCCCAGGGCGCUGUGCUGCUUGAUGUCAUGGGGCAGAUCCGGCUCCGUCAUGCAGACCUAGAGAUCCGUCUGGCCCAGGAGCCCUUUCCGCUGUACCCAGGGGAGGUGCUGGAGAAGGACAUCACCCCACUGCAGGUGGUCCUGCCCAACACAGCCCUUCACCUGAAGGCGCUGCUCGACUUCCAGGAUAAGGACGGGGACAAGGUGCUGGCUGGAGAUGAGUGGCUGUUUGAGGGACCCGGCACCUACAUCCCCCGGAAGGAGGUGGAGGUGGUGGAGAUCAUUCAGGCCACUGUUAUCCGGCAGAACCAGGCACUGCGGCUGCGGGCCCGAAAAGAGUGUCAGGACCGUGAGGGCAAGGAACGCGUGACAGGAGAGGAAUGGCUGGUCCGCACUGUGGGUGCCUAUCUCCCGUCAGUGUUUGAGGAGGUUCUGGACUUGGUGGAAGCCGUGAUCCUUACAGAAAAGACGGCGCUACACCUGCGGGCGCUGCAGAAUUUCCGAGACCUGCGGGGCGUGAGCCGGCGCACCGGGGAGGAGUGGCUGGUGACCGUGCAGGACACUGAAGCGCACGUGCCGGAUGUCCACGAGGAGGUGCUGGGGGUCGUGCCCAUCACCACCCUGGGGCCCCACAACUACUGUGUGAUCCUCGACCCUGUCGGCCGGGAUGGCAAGAACCAGCUGGGGCAGAAGCGGGUGGUCAAGGGCGAGAAGUCCUUCUUCCUGCAGCCGGGAGAGAGCCUGGAGCGCGGCAUCCAGGACGUGUACGUGCUGUCGGAGCAGCAGGGCCUUCUGCUUCGCGCCCUGCAGCCCCUGGACGAGGAUGAGGACGAGGAAAAGGUCUCGCGCCAGGCCGGGGACUGCUGGCUCAUCCGUGGGCCCCUGGAGUACGUGCCCUCUGCCAAAGUGGAGGUGGUGGAAGAGCGCCAGGCCAUCCCUCUGGACCAGAACGAGGGCAUCUAUGUGCAGGACGUCAAGACUGGGAAGGUGCGCGCUGUGAUCGGGAGCACCUACAUGCUGACGCAGGACGAGGUGCUGUGGGAGAAGGAGCUGCCCCCCGGGGUGGAGGAGCUGUUGUCCCAGGGCCAGGACCCCCUGGCGGACCGCGGGAAGAAUCUGGCCAGGACCGAGCUGCCCGCGACCCCGCGGAACAAGACCCGCGUGGUCAGCUACCGAGUCCCGCACAACGCAGCCGUGCAGGUGUACGACUACAGAGAGAAGCGUGCGCGUGUGGUCUUCGGGCCCGAGCUGGUGUCACUAGGCCCUGAGGAGCAGUUCACAGUGCUGUCCCUCUCUGCCGGGCGUCCCAAGCGUCCCCAUGCCCGCCGUGCGCUCUGCCUGCUGCUGGGGCCCGACUUCUUCACGGAUGUCAUCACCAUCGAAACAGCGGACCACGCCAGGCUACAGCUGCAACUCGCCUACAACUGGCAUUUCGAGCUGAGCGACCAGAAGGACCCGCAGGAGGCGGCCAGGCUCUUCUCAGUGCCCGACUUCGUGGGGGACGCCUGCAAGGCCAUCGCCUCCCGGGUGCGAGGGGCCGUGGCCUCGGUCACCUUCGACGACUUCCACAAGAACUCGGCCCGCAUCAUCCGCAUGGCCGUCUUCGGCUUCGAGGCCCCAGGAGCCGUGGGGGCUGGCAGCCUGCCCCAGCCCCGGGACCGGGCCGUGUUCCCACAGAACGGGCUGGUGGUCAGCAGCGUGGACGUGCAGUCGGUGGAGCCCGUGGACCAGAGGACCAGAGACGCCCUGCAGCGCAGCGUCCAGCUAGCCAUUGAGAUCACCACCAACUCCCAGGAAGCUGCUGCCAAGCAUGAGGCUCAGAGACUGGAGCAAGAAGCCCGUGGGCGGCUGGAGAGACAGAAGAUCCUGGAUCAGUCUGAAGCAGAGAAGGCUCGCAGGGAGCUCUUGGAACUGGAGGCCCUGAGCACAGCUGUGGAGAGCACUGGGACCGCCAAGGCCGAGGCUGAGUCCCGUGCAGAGGCAGCGCGCAUCGAGGGAGAAGGCUCAGUGCUGCAGGCCAAGCUGAAAGCAGAAGCUUUGGCCAUUGAGACGGAGGCUGAGCUCCAGCGGGUCCAGAAGGUUCGCGAUCUUGAACUGGCGUAUGCUCGGUCCCAGCUGGAGCUGGAGGUGAGCCGGGCCCAGCAGCUGGCUGAGGUGGAGGUGAAGAAAUUCAAGCAGAUGACGGAGGCCCUGGGCCCCGGCACCAUCAAGGACCUGGCUGUGGCUGGGCCAGAGAUUCAGAUGAAACUGCUCCAGAGCUUGGGCCUGAAGUCCACCCUCAUUACCGACGGCUCCACCCCCAUCAACCUCUUCAGCACGGCGUUCGGGCUGCUGGGGCUCGGGCAGGAGGGCCAGGCCCCUAGCAAGAAGGCCGCUGGGGUACCAGGCUCCCAGCAGGGCCUGCUUCUCCAUACCCCUUCUGCCUCUUUCGCUGCUGGCCACAAUCAAGUUGUGCCUUAGCUCUGUUCUGAACCGGUGAAUAAAACUGACACUCCUGGAGCCAGGCGGUGGCGCACCUGUUUAAGCACACACACUACAGUGCACAAGGACCCAGGUUCAAGCCCCUGGUCCCCACCUGCAGGGGGGAAGUUUCACAAGUGGUGAAGCAAGGUUGCAAGUGUCUCUCUGUCUCCUUCUCUCUCUGCCUCCCCCUCUCCUUUCAAGUUCUGUCUCUAUCCAAUAAUAAA